AUGGCUGUCCAUCACGUCCUUGACGACUACUACCUCGCCAUCACGCUGCUGAUAACCGUGGCGUACCAGCUCGUCGGCUUCUGCAUAGCAUACACGUGCCAAUUCGACAAGUUGACAGACUUCGCAGGAGGCACCAACUUCGUCAUCCUCUCCGUCCUGACACUCUCGCUGUCUGCCACGCACACGGCGCGCCAGAUCCUGAGUUCGCUGUGUCUCGCAGUCUGGGCGUUGCGGCUCUCCGGGUUUUUGUUCUUCCGCAUCCUCAAGACGGGUUCCGACACGCGCUUCGACGACAGACGGUCCCGCUUCCUCCCGUUCCUGGCCUUCUGGACGUUGCAGGCCCUGUGGGUGUGGACUGUCAGUCUGCCCGUGACGAUCCUCAACUCGCCCCGCGUCACGGCGUCCGCGCAGCCUCCGUUCGGCACGCCCGCGGACGUUGCCGGCGUCGUCAUGUUCGCGGCCGGGUUCCUGCUCGAGGCCGCGGCCGACGUCCAAAAGUACCGGUUCCGCCGCGACGCCGGGAACGAGCGCGCGGCGACCUGCGACACCGGCCUGUUCGCGUGGUCCAGGCAUCCCAACUACUUUGGCGAGAUCGUCGUGCAGUUCGCCGUCUUCACGAUGGCCGUCUCGCCCAGUGCGUACGGCUACGUGCCCUCGGGCUCGGGCCCGUACGCGGCACAGCACGCGAGCGUCGCCGGGGCCGUCCUCUUGACGCUCUUGUUGCUCUUCGUGUCCGGACUGACGCUGCAGGAGCGCCCGGGCGCGAAGAAGAUGUUUGAAAGGGACGGCCCGGGCGGGGAAUGCUGGACGAGGCACAAGGCCUGGCUGGACAGGACGAGCAUUCUCGUUCCCUUGCCGCCGGGGGUGUGGGUUAGGCUGCCCAGGAUGGUGAAGCGCACCGUCGGCAUCGAGUGGCCUAUUUACGUGUUCGAUCCGGAAAAGCACGUCGGUCACGCCGAUGUGCAGCAGAGACGAGAGGACGAGGCGAGGGGACGAGAGGAGAGUCACGACGGGUUGGUGAGUAAUAACAGACGACAAUAUCCACGGGCCUGA
Molecule: messenger RNA, 1053 nt
Organism: Exophiala spinifera
Lineage: Eukaryota; Fungi; Ascomycota; Eurotiomycetes; Chaetothyriales; Herpotrichiellaceae
Exons: 2
Coding region: 1-1053 (350 amino acids)
Biological process (GO): lipid metabolic process
Cellular component (GO): membrane
Molecular function (GO): oxidoreductase activity, acting on the CH-CH group of donors
Source: RefSeq, a predicted model, not a curated record